AGCAGCAUAUUUUUUGGAGUUCCCCAAGAAUGGGCUGGGGCAGGAGUAGGAGAAAUCUUAAAAACCAUGAUUAAAUAUAAAACCCGAGCCCCGAUUAUUCUUUUAGACGAGUUUGAGAAGUGUGAUAAAUCCGUUCAGCAAGUAUUAGGGAAUUUGACAGAUGAAACUCUUAACAAGAAAUUUAAAGAUGUCUUUUUUGAUUUUCCUGUGCCGAUAAAUGAGGUGAUAUUUUUUUGCACAGCUAAUUAUCCCGAAGAUAUUGAACCUUUUUUAUUAAGUAGAUUAACCCGAGUAAAAAUUGAACCUCUUACUUUUGCUGAAAGAAUUGAAGUGGCCCAAGGAUUGAUUGAUUAUAAUUUUGCCAAGUAUGAAAUUAGUAGGUUAAAAGAUAAAUUUGAUUUAGAUUUGAUUAAGAAAUGUUUAUGUAAAGAAUGGGGAGUGAGACAAUUAAAAAGUAAUAUUCAGAGAUUAGUUUAUGAAGUAUUUUUAUUAGAAGGGGAGGGAAUGUUGCCCGAGGAUUGGCAUAAUUAUGAUUGA
This is a messenger RNA of Racocetra persica, 537 nucleotides long. The record is from the annotation of a GenBank genome assembly. NCBI's taxonomy places the organism in Eukaryota, Fungi, Glomeromycota, Glomeromycetes, Diversisporales, Gigasporaceae.